Glarea lozoyensis ATCC 20868 is the source of this 1536-nucleotide messenger RNA. Its product is annotated as MFS general substrate transporter. Gene Ontology annotation, cellular component: membrane. The transcript is spliced from 5 exons. Lineage: Eukaryota; Fungi; Ascomycota; Leotiomycetes; Helotiales; Helotiaceae. Gene Ontology annotation, biological process: transmembrane transport. Gene Ontology annotation, molecular function: transmembrane transporter activity. Bases 1 to 1536 code for a protein of 511 amino acids. The record is from RefSeq and is a predicted model, not a curated record.
AUGGUCAGCAUGGAUCUCAAAAAGGGUGCCUCCGCCACGGGAAACGACUCCCACGAAGUGACAGAAGGCAAAAUGUUCACUCACUCGGAUGGCGACAUUGCAGCAGCCUAUGCAGACCGGCUCGAGGGCGAGAACGCAUACACACGAAAGGAGGAGAAACGAUUAAGAUGGAAGCUCGACAUGCGUCUAGUGCCGAUUUUGUGGCUCAACAUUACAUUUUCUGCCAUGGACAAGGUCACGACUUCGACCGCGGCACUCUAUGGUAUGAGAACAGACACGAACUUGACUGGUGAUAGAUACUCCUGGGUGGGAUCUGCGUUCUACUUCGGAUAUCUUCUCUGGUGCUUUCCUUCAGGUACUAUUCUCCAGAAAUUGCCAGUAGCCAAAACGAUGGCGAGUGUCCAGAUGGUUUGGGGGAUCGUCUUGAUUGGAACGGGAUUUGCUAGGAAUUUCGAAACCUUGAUAGCCUUACGAGUUUUACUCGGUAUUUUGGAAGCUCCCAUUGUACCUGGCAAUUUCCUUGUUGUUGGAAUGUGGUACAGUAGGAGAGAAGCUCCGAUUAGAACCGGACUCAUGUAUACUGGUCUUUCCGUCCUAUUUACGGGUCCAAUUGGAUACGCCAUCGGCUACAUUCCAGGUGGAGAACAAUGGCGCUAUUUCUUCUGGAUUACUGGAGCGAUAACUUGCGCUUGGGCGAUUGUUGUCGGUCUUCUGCUUCCAGAUAAUCCCGUAAAGGCGAAGUUCAUCACCGAACGCCAGAAAGCGAUUUCCAUUGAUCGCGUGCGAGCCGAUCAAACAGGUAUCGAAAACAAGACGUUCAAGAAAGAUCAGAUGAUUGAAACCUUCCUUGAUCCAAAGACUUGGUUGAUGUUCUUUUUCCACAUCUGGAUCUCGAUUCCCAACGGAGGACUAACAAAUUUCGCGCCGCUCAUUAUCAACGGACUCGGCUACUCUGCACAGCGCUCUACAUUAUUAACAAUGCCUACCGGUAUCAUGCAGACUGUUUCGUCUUAUAUGUGCAACGGAGGCGUGUUUUUGUGCGCCAAAUAUCUGCCUCGAUAUCAAACUCGUGGAAUUUGGGUAAUUUUCAGCUGCGUUGUCGGAAUGAUAGCAGCCGUGUUUCUUUACACGCUUCCAGUUACCUCUCUUCACAGCCGACUGGCCGCUUUGUACAUGUCCUAUUUCUAUCUCGGAGGUUACAUUGUUGGUCUAGGAAUGGCAACAGCUAACACAGCCGGCCACACGAAGAAGGUCACGACCAACGCGAUGAUUUUUAUCGCGUACUGUGUUUCGAAUAUCAUUGCACCACAGUUCUUCAAGGCACAUCAAGCACCACUUUACCCGCUGGGGAUGGGGGCCAUAUUGGCGUCGUAUGGGCUCUCGAUCAUCACUAUAUUAGCAUACAUGGCGUACUGUGCUCGCGAAAAUAGACGGCGAAAUCUGUUGGAUCCAACAUCAGGGCAGAAGACUCAUGCGGAUACCGACUUCAAAGAUCUCACAGACAAGGAGAACAUUCACUUCAGAUAUGUAUGGUAG